AGCAUGCUGAUUACAUUUUCUAUGAAGAAUUGCUUCCAGUUACUUUGUAACCAUAAGGUCCCAGCAGCUGGCUUAAAAGACAUGGUAAAAGGUGGGCUCAUUUUGCAGUCAGUUUCCAACGAUGUCUACCAAAAUCUGGCUGUUGAAGAUUGGAUCCAUGACCAUAUGAAUCUAGAAGGCAAUCCAAUUCUUUUCUUUUGGAGAAAUUCUCCUUCUGUUGUCAUUGGUAGGCAUCAGAAUCCUUGGCAAGAAUGUAACUUGAAUCUCAUGAGAGAAGAAGGUGUAAAACUGGCUAGAAGAAGAAGUGGGGGAGGGGCAGUCUAUCAUGACUUGGGUAAUAUCAAUCUGACUUUCUUUACAACUAAGAGCAAAUAUGAUAGGAUGGAAAAUCUAAAGUUAAUUGUACGAGCUCUGAAUACUGUCCAACCCCAGCUGGAUGUGCAGGCUACCAAAAGAUUUGACCUCUUACUCGAUGGUCAGUUUAAAAUCUCAGGAACCGCGUCUAAGAUUGGCCGGACUACUGCAUAUCACCAUUGUACUUUAUUAUGUAGUACUGAUGGGACCGUCCUGUCUUCUUUGCUAAAGAGUCCUUACCAAGGAAUCAAGAGCAAUGCCACUGCUAGCAUACCUUCCUCAGUGAAAAACCUUUUGGAAAAAGAUCCCACUCUGACCUGUGAAGCACUGAUGAAUGCUGUUGCUGCAAAGUAUGCUGCUUAUCAUAGGAUUGAUAAUCACAUUAACCUAAUAAACCCAGAUGAUGAGACACUAUUUCCCGGAAUCAACAGCAAAGCCAAAGAACUACAAACUUGGGAGUGGAUAUAUGGCAAAACUCCAAAGUUCAGUAUAAACACUUCCUUUACUGUAUUAGAUGGACAGUCACCCUUGGAAAUUAAAGUAUACAUAGAUAUAAAGAAUGGAAGAAUUCAAGUCUGCAAUAUUGAAGCACCUGGUCAUUGGUUGCCACUGGAAGUAUGUGACAAAUUAAACUCAAAUUUUAUUAACAGUAAGUUUUGCCCAAUCGAAACUACCAUGCUAACAAAUUUAUUACUUAGAACAUGUCCAGAAGACCAUGAACUAUAUAGUAAAUGGAAUAUUCUCUGUGAAAAAAUGAAGGGAAUAAUGUGAUUCAAAGUAAAUGUCUUAGUAUUGACACUUUAGAUGAGAAAAUAGAAAUUUAAAUGUACAUUGCAUGUC
This is a messenger RNA of Orycteropus afer afer, 1194 nucleotides long. RefSeq names its product lipoyltransferase 1 (gene LIPT1). Gene Ontology annotation, biological process: protein lipoylation. NCBI's taxonomy places the organism in Eukaryota, Metazoa, Chordata, Mammalia, Tubulidentata, Orycteropodidae. The record is from RefSeq and is a predicted model, not a curated record. Gene Ontology annotation, cellular component: mitochondrion; cytoplasm. Gene Ontology annotation, molecular function: lipoyltransferase activity.